GCUGUCCAUGCCAAGCACCUCCGCCCGUCUCACAACACCAUCUUCGACUCUCGUUAUCCAUCACGAUAUCAUGGCGUAUGCCUUGAAAUCCAUCUCGCAAUAGCAUUCCUCCCUACAAGGAUCUUUUUAUUUUUUUCCACAAGCACACAAUGUCUCUUCUCAAGGCAUAUACAAACCUCCCACCAAAGACCAAACUUACCGUCGGCGUUGGUCUCGUGGCCUGGGGCCUUCUGGGUCUCACCUUCGGCGACAAGAUCGAGUCCAAGCUGGGCUUCACACCCACCGAGGCCGACAAGGCCGAGCUGGAAAAGCUGGCGCCCAAGAUCCACGUCGUGGAGCGAAAGUCGUGAGAGGAGCCGAAGGAUACGAUACCUUGAUCUCCGACACGCCGCAUCCAUGUCGUUAUUUAUUCCAUGCCACUCCAUGCAUGACGGGAUGUUGUUUUUGACUCGCUCUGGAUUCCCCGUGGAAGGAAGGUUGAAACGGCGAGGAGUGAUUGUUUGGCAAGGUCCGGAGCCACACCGCGCUUCGUUGCGGGAUAUCCCGACGAAAAACACGUUCGGAGUGGCAGAACUGAAUAGCGGGGGAGAAGGGAUCCUUCGGUUUCGGUGAAGAGCAAUCGGGAAAUUGUGCUUGCGUCUUCUCACGAGGGCCCUACGUUGAGAAUGGGAAGAGGCACGCGACGCCUCUACGGUCCAGGAGUGGCCCAAAAGAUGACGGCAACGCAUACGAUCAGCACACAAACAAGAAAAUGAACGACGAUAAACCGUUUAUUUUCAUGUAUCUGCAACGAGAAGCCGCUGAGCCCUGGUCUCUUGAAACGCAUGGAACAUGGCAAAAGCACAUAUGCUCUCUCCUCUACUCGACAACGCCUGGCCGAAAUUCUAAAGCAACGUAUGAAAUCUAUUCACCCCAACACCCAUCCUCCUGA
Thermothelomyces thermophilus ATCC 42464 is the source of this 931-nucleotide messenger RNA. RefSeq lists its product as uncharacterized. Lineage: Eukaryota; Fungi; Ascomycota; Sordariomycetes; Sordariales; Chaetomiaceae. The record is from RefSeq and is a predicted model, not a curated record. The transcript is spliced from 4 exons. Bases 150 to 350 code for a protein of 66 amino acids.